UGUGUUUUCCCAGUUGACCAUGGCAGCAGAGGAGAGACCGUGGCUCUGGGUGGUCUACAUACUGACUGUUGGUCUGCCCAUAGGACUGACUGUGUUAUUCUGCUGGCCCAAGAAAUCAGAUGAUGACUAUGUGUACAAGAAGGUGGACCCGCCUAAACCCGAUGUAGAAGAGGAGGAGGAAGAGGAUGAUGAAGAGAGGAGGAGGAAGAAGAAGAGGAGAAGAGGAGAAGGGAGACCAAGCAGCUAAGGCCAA
Oncorhynchus kisutch (coho salmon) is the source of this 253-nucleotide messenger RNA. Its product is annotated as calnexin-like. Lineage: Eukaryota; Metazoa; Chordata; Actinopteri; Salmoniformes; Salmonidae. The transcript has 2 exons. Bases 20 to 247 code for a protein of 75 amino acids. The record is from RefSeq and is a predicted model, not a curated record.